Melitaea cinxia (Glanville fritillary) is the source of this 1691-nucleotide messenger RNA. RefSeq names its product GMP reductase 1-like. The transcript has 8 exons. Gene Ontology annotation, molecular function: GMP reductase activity. Bases 92 to 1132 code for a protein of 346 amino acids. NCBI's taxonomy places the organism in Eukaryota, Metazoa, Arthropoda, Insecta, Lepidoptera, Nymphalidae. Gene Ontology annotation, biological process: nucleotide metabolic process. Gene Ontology annotation, cellular component: GMP reductase complex. The record is from RefSeq and is a predicted model, not a curated record.
CAUAGCGAGCAGUUGAGUCGAUACCGCGCGCGGGAAGGCGCGUCGUCCAUUAGGAUUUUUAAUUUACAAAUAAACUUGAGUGACAGUGAUAAUGCCUAAUAUUAUAAAUGAGGUUAAAUUAGAUUUUAAGGAUGUAUUAUUACGACCUAAAAGAAGUACUUUGAAAAGCAGAAGCGAUGUAGAUUUGUUCCGAGAAAUAACUUUUCGCAAUUCCGGUCAAACGUACCGGGGAGUACCCGUGAUGGCGAGCAACAUGGAUACUGUCGGUACUUUUGAAAUGGCGAAGGAACUGUCGAAGCAUGGAUUGUUCACAUGCAUCCAUAAAUACUACUCAAUCGAGGAAUGGAAAAAAUUUGCCGAGGAGAACCCUACGUGCUUGGAACAAAUGGCGGCAAGUUCUGGCACAGCAGAAGUGGACUUCGAGCGAUUGUCAGAAAUCUUGAACAACGUUAAGGAUCUCAAGUUCAUCUGUCUAGAUGUAGCUAAUGGGUACUCCCAGCACUUUGUUGAGUAUUUGAGAAGAGUUCGAGCUGCUUUUCCUACUCAUACUAUUAUUGCUGGUAAUGUCGUCACCGGUGAAAUGGUUGAAGAACUUAUAUUAUCAGGAGCCGAUAUAAUUAAGGUAGGAAUAGGUCCAGGGUCUGUGUGUACGACUCGAAUAAAAACCGGCGUCGGGUAUCCGCAGCUGUCGGCUGUGAUCGAGUGCGCGGACGCGGCGCACGGACUUAAGGGUCAUAUUAUUUCGGAUGGUGGUUGUACUUGCCCAGGAGAUGUAGCGAAGGCUUUUGGAGCUGGAGCUGACUUUGUAAUGGCAGGUGGUAUGUUUGCUGGUCACGAUCAAUGUGGAGGAGAAGUUGUGACCAAGCAUGAUGGGAUAAAGGUCAAGCUGUUCUAUGGCAUGUCCUCAUCUACAGCUAUGUUGAAACAUUCUGGUGGUGUAGCUGACUAUCGGUCUUCUGAAGGAAAAACAGUAGAAGUCGUAUACCGGGGAGACGUAGAAGCUACAGUCAAAGAUAUCCUAGGCGGUCUCAGAUCGGCCUGUACCUAUGUAGGCGCGGCUAGGUUAAGAGAAUUACCUAGACGAGCCACCUUUAUCAGAUGUUGUAGACAAGCUAACGAUGUCUUCUCCUAACUUAUGAUAGCCUUGGAUGAGCUAGACGUGAGGAAAUUUUAUUAUUGCAUAGAUUGAAAAGAAAAUUUUCUCAAAAUUUAGAUAGAUACAAAAUAUAUGUUGAAAUCAUGUUAUGUUGAAAUCAUGUACUAUAUGAAAAAAUAAAUGAUCUGUAAUUAUUAUUUGAAUAUUUAGGUUUUUUAAAUAAAAUAAUCUUUUUUUUUAAUUUUUUGUAUGUGUAUAAUCUGUUGAACAUUGUCAUUACUCCUUUUUAAAAAUAAAAUCUAACUAAUACGUAGUAAUUUGGUAAAUAAUCUUACAAUUUUCUUCCUAAAAUUGUUACUAUUAAAAAAAGUAGAAUUCUUGCUAAAAAUAAAAUAAAAUUGUUGUGCCUAAUCUUAAUGUAAGAAUAAAAAUAUUUUAAAGACUACAUCUAAGCAAUACGUAUAAGCAAAAAGGUGUUUCUAUAAAUAUUAUUUAAUUAGUAAACCUCCGUGGUUGAAUUUUUCUGAUUAUUUAAACUUAGAAUACUUCUUUUGUAUGACAUUUAAACUAUUUUAAUUACAACUCAAUUUGAAAA